UACCACAUUGUGAUUAACAUCUUUGCUGAGAUAAACAUCUCCAAGAUCUCUUAUUUUGACAGACACUUUUUUCUUCUUUUCUUUUUAUUAUUAGUAUAUUUUAAAUAUGAAUAAACGAAGUGGUGAUUGUGGUACAACUGAGCAACGUUUAAGAAGUCCAAAGUGUGCAAGAUGUAGAAAUCAUGGAAUAAUAUCAGGUUUAAAAGGACACAAAAGAUCAUGUGCAUGGAAAGAUUGUCGUUGUCCUUGUUGUCUUCUUGUUGUUGAAAGACAAAGAGUUAUGGCUGCACAAGUUGCAUUGAGACGACAACAACAUGCACAAAAUACAUUUAUUUCAAAUGAACAAAUAAUUGGUGAUGAUAUUGAAUCGUAUCAACGUUUGAGAAAUCAAAGUGAAUCAACUACUGGUCUUUGUCAAAGAAGACUCAGAAAUUUUCACAGACAUCAUCAUCAUCAUCAGCUUCAAGUUACCCAAACAAGUAUCAGUGUAACACAAAAUUUUCAAAGUCUCAAUGGUGUACAACAUCUUAAAAAACCUCUCAUUUCAAAUGGACAUUUACUUGGAGCAGUAUCAUGUGUCGAGACAGAUGAUACGAAUAAUACAGGAACAACAGUAGAUCUACAAAAUUACUAUCCAACUUAUCCAAAUAUUUCUUGGCUUGGUUGUUUUACUGAAUCAUCACAAAAUUCAAAUGAUCUUGAUAUUUCAACAACUGACAUAACACAUAAUUCAACAAUUCAAACAAUUAAAAAACCACAAAUUUCAUUCAGUGUUGAAUCCAUCAUUGGAUCAUCUGAUAAUCAUCAAAAAGGAUAA
This is a messenger RNA of Aphidius gifuensis, 817 nucleotides long. RefSeq names its product doublesex- and mab-3-related transcription factor 1-like. Gene Ontology annotation, biological process: regulation of transcription by RNA polymerase II; sex differentiation. The coding region runs from base 107 to 817 and encodes 236 amino acids. Gene Ontology annotation, molecular function: DNA-binding transcription factor activity, RNA polymerase II-specific; RNA polymerase II cis-regulatory region sequence-specific DNA binding. Gene Ontology annotation, cellular component: nucleus. Lineage: Eukaryota; Metazoa; Arthropoda; Insecta; Hymenoptera; Braconidae. The transcript is spliced from 2 exons. The record is from RefSeq and is a predicted model, not a curated record.